This is a messenger RNA of Saccharomyces paradoxus, 1935 nucleotides long. It is a transcript of the gene TPA1, whose product is annotated as oxidative DNA demethylase. Gene Ontology annotation, molecular function: L-ascorbic acid binding; iron ion binding; peptidyl-proline dioxygenase activity. The transcript has a single exon. Gene Ontology annotation, cellular component: cytoplasm. The coding region runs from base 1 to 1935 and encodes 644 amino acids. NCBI's taxonomy places the organism in Eukaryota, Fungi, Ascomycota, Saccharomycetes, Saccharomycetales, Saccharomycetaceae. The record is from RefSeq and is a predicted model, not a curated record. Gene Ontology annotation, biological process: regulation of translational termination; peptidyl-proline hydroxylation.
AUGAAGAGAAAGACUGCUGAGGUCAAAGGUGAGAAGGAGAGGAACUCUAAACAAAUUUCCCUUGAGGAAGACAAGAUAAAGGGCUUGUUCAAUCCAAAAAUUUGGGACAAGACUUUCCAGGAUGGCUUGAAAAAGGAAAUUGAAAACUCUCAACCUUACAAUUGGGGUACUAUUCAUGAAUUGAUUAACGAUGAUCUACUACGUGCUGUUCGUAAAGAAAUUGAAACUGAGAUCCAUUUCACCAAAAAAGAAACCGAUAUAUAUAGAGUUAACCAAAGUGGUGACUUGGCCAAUCUGUCCGGUCUGGACUGGGAUGACUUGUCCCGUUUGCCUAAUUUGUUUAAGCUGCGUCAAAUCCUGUAUUCUAAGCAAUAUAGAGAUUUUUUUGGCUACAUCACCAAAGCUGGUAAAUUGUCUGGUUCUAAGACCGACAUGAGCAUCAACACUUACACAAAGGGUUGUCACUUGCUGACUCAUGAUGACGUUAUUGGAUCUAGAAGGAUCAGCUUUAUUCUAUACCUACCAGAUCCUGACAGAAAAUGGAAGUCGCAUUAUGGUGGAGGUUUGAGACUCUUUCCAAGUAUUUUACCAAACGUCCCACAUUCCGAUCCAUCCGCUAAACUGGUUCCACAAUUCAACCAAAUCGCAUUUUUCAAAGUUUUACCAGGUUUCUCUUUCCACGAUGUCGAAGAAGUCAAAGUCGAUAAGCACAGAUUAUCUAUUCAAGGCUGGUACCAUAUUCCACAAGUUGGUGAAGAAGGCUACAUACCAGGUGAAGAAGAAGCGUGGGUACGUAACAAUACUUCCACUUUGGCACAAAUUGAAUCUAAUGUCCUAGAAGAUUUUGAAUUUCCAAAGGAUGAAAGAAAUAUCUUGUCAUUUCAUGAGGUUAAGCACUUUGAAAAAAUGUUAAAGGGUGAUGCUGAUGCGAAUAGGGAUAAUACACCUAAGGAAUCUAUGACUAGUGUGAUUUCUGAUUCGAUCAAGUUGUCUGAAGCAGAGUUUGCCUAUCUAUCUCAAUAUAUCUCACCUGAACAUUUAAGCUCAAAAGGUAUUGAAAAAUUACAAAGGCAAUUUGUUGAAAACUCUUCUCUACAGAUUGAGUCGUUUUUAAAUGACAACAAAUCCCAAAUGUUGAAGAAAGUUAUCAAACAAAAAGAAUUGGAGCAGGAAUGUCCUUAUCAUUCAAAGGAUGUGAAGGCUCCGUGGAAAACAGCUAUUCCUCCACAUAAAGCCCGUUAUUUGUAUAUCGACGGUAAGGAAUACCGUAAUUUUCAAACAGAAGCUGAUAUUCUUGAGGCGUUAAAUAACAAUGAUUUGCCAAACUUUCAGUUUACCAAGGACGCAAUCAAAAUUAUCUCCGAUGCUUCCGGCAAUAGUAGGGAAAACAAUUUUGAUGCUGAAUUGGCAUUGAUUGACCUAGCUACAUUUCACAAAAGCACAAUUUUCAAGAAAUAUCUAGCACUGCUGACUUCUUUGUGCCCAGUCAGUGAACAAGUUCUUAUUAGAAGGUUUAGGCCAGGAAUGGAUUUCACUUUGGCCACCAAAUGUCGCUUCAAUGAACUUUUAAAAAGUAACUCAGAUAUCCUCGAUGCUGUCUUGGAAGGUACCCUGUGUUUGACACCUUCUGCUGGUUGGGAGUCAGGAGAGCUUGGUGGUUACGAAUUGUACAUGAUGGACGACGAGGAAGAUACUAAGCAGUACUUAAAGGAAGACGUUGAAGAUGCUUCUGUUUAUCGUGCCGAUGACAGUGGUGAUUCGGUUUUAAUUAAUGAUCCGCCUGCUUGGAAUACUUUUAACCUAGUUUUGAGAGAUGAAAGUGUUUUGGAAUUUGUUAAGUACGUCAGUUGGAGUGCUAAAUCUAGUAGAUGGGACGUCAAAAUGAAAUGGGAUGUCAAAUCAUGUGACGAAGAUGAUCAGGAAGAUGAAGCUUAA